Lolium rigidum is the source of this 814-nucleotide messenger RNA. RefSeq names its product actin-depolymerizing factor 10-like. The record is from RefSeq and is a predicted model, not a curated record. Gene Ontology annotation, molecular function: actin filament binding. The transcript has 3 exons. Lineage: Eukaryota; Viridiplantae; Streptophyta; Magnoliopsida; Poales; Poaceae. Bases 1 to 459 code for a protein of 152 amino acids. Gene Ontology annotation, biological process: actin filament depolymerization. Gene Ontology annotation, cellular component: cytoplasm; actin cytoskeleton.
AUGGCGCUGGCGGCGGCGGCGUGGCCGUGCCUGGGCGGGGGCUCGCCGGCGUGGAUUGACGUGCCGGAGCGGAGCAAGAGCGCGUUCUUGGAGCUCAAGAGGAGGAAGGUGCACCGCUACGUGAUAUUCAAGAUCGACGACAGGAGCGAGGAGGUCGUCGUCGAGAAGACAGGCGCGCCCGGGGAGAGCUACGACGACUUCACGGCCUCGCUCCCCGCCGACGACUGCCGCUACGCCGUAUACGACCUGGAUUUCGUCAGCGACGACAACUGCCGCAAGAGCAAGAUCUUCUUCAUCUCCUGGUCUCCUGAUGAUUCCCGCAUCCGUUCCAAGACCAUAUAUGCUGUGUCGAGGAACCAAUUCCGCCACGAGCUCGACGGGGUGCACUUUGAGAUCCAGGCAACCGACCCUGACGACAUGGACUUGGAUGUUCUCCGGGGCCGUGCUAAUAGAACCUGAUAGCUAGGUUAACUCUGCUAGCUUGCUGAUACACACCAGUAGCUCAAGAUGCCUAGCGCGCUACUGAAACGCAGCUCGGGUGCACUGGCAUGGUGGUGUAUAACCCGGCUACUGAUGACACCUGAGCACGUGGUGCUCCUUUUUGCAGGAGUUAGCAUCUAGGAGAUAUUAAUCCAACUAGAUAAGUUCCCUAUAAUAUGAUGUGGAAACUUCUCCCUUUAUAAUAUCUAAUUCACAUGUACUAUCUUUAUGCUGCCAAAGCAGGAAUUUUGUUGAGCUUAAACUGGUUCGCUAAUAGUUUAUGUAUUUUGCUACUGAAUCCUGCCCGGUCAAUCAAGAGCCUUAAUUUGUUACU